Messenger RNA from Hyaloscypha bicolor E, 3922 nucleotides. RefSeq lists its product as uncharacterized. Bases 194 to 3652 code for a protein of 1152 amino acids. Gene Ontology annotation, biological process: lipid metabolic process. The transcript has a single exon. Lineage: Eukaryota; Fungi; Ascomycota; Leotiomycetes; Helotiales; Hyaloscyphaceae. The record is from RefSeq and is a predicted model, not a curated record.
CCACAGUCCAAUUACAACCGCUCAGCGAUCAGGACAUCUCAACAAAACAGACUUCAUACCCUGCCAAUGCAAACUAUGUUUCUUUCGCCAUUUCCUCCGGCGUCUUCCCCUGCAACAACCACGAAUUUGAUGGACGCACCAAACUGCGACGCAGAAGCAACCCUCUACAUUCAGAAUCAUCCUCAAACCCGCCAUGGACCAGGAUGAUGUUACCGAGAAAGGGAACGAAAUUCAACACGCACCUAGCUCAACUCUCCUUCCAGCACCCAUCGCCGGCGUGGUGAGCCUCGUCACUCGAUCGAGCUCCCUCUACCUACGACUCGGCACAUUCAUCGGUGGGCUUGCCCUCGAUGGCGCACGCGUUACAACCUUAACUGGACUGGAACUCAGCAGGGCGAUAAUUGAAGGCAUAUUAAGCCGGGCAGGUCGAGAUGUGUCAAACCGCGCAUCUGGAGAGCUGGGAAGAGCAGAAGCCGAGGGGAUCUUGGAACGAAGUAUUGCCACCCUCCACUCAACCAUCACGAACAUUUCCUUCGCGGCUUCGACGGGCUUUCACUUCUCUGCAGCUGCAUUGAACUCUGCAACGGAUAUAUCUCAACAGCUAUUGGCGGCGUUGGAUAGUAUACUGGGCAGUACCGAUUCGAGUCGAGCCAUCGCCAGCAUAAUUACAUUGAUUAGAAGGGAGUUUCAGAAUCCUGCCACUGGACAAGAGGGAGAGAAGGUGGGAGUGGCAGAUCUACUCUUGGGCAUUUGUGGUCUAGCAUUAUUACAACGGUGGUGCCGGAAGAUCACGGAAGAUGAGUGCAGGGAGAAGAAAUGGGAAGAGGUUGUGUGGGAUGUGGUCGUCCUGGACGAUGGACGUCGAGCGGAUGUUGUUGGAGACGCGGGGUCAAACAACGACAAGGCUUUGGUCCGAGCAGACUCGCUGUCGUUCAUGACUACCGAUGGGGACCAUGUCGUGCAGACGAUUGAGAGGGAAGCGAUAAGUCAUGAGGAUUCCGAGGACGAUAUGCCAGAGAUCAAUCUCAAGCAACGGAUCAUGCAAUCUCUCCCGGCAGAUGCUUCCGUUUCUAUCACGACGGAGACUACGACAACGAAAACCAUCACAGUUGAGAUUACCGGCACACAGCCUCCAGAUCUGUCGCCUCCACCCGGUGUGGAAAUCGUGGAAGAGAACGCACAUCAUACUGGGAACGAUGAUUUCAGUGGGGAAGUUUUGACAAAUGAACAGAAGAUACGUCUUCUAAUACCAGGGUAUCGGGUUGUGUAUCGGAUCGUUCGAAAUAGGCUACGAGGAGCCAUUGUCGAAGCAAAAGGAGCAAUUGAACACGCCGAAGACGCUGUCGAGAACGACGAGGAGAUGAAAGAUGCUCCUUUACUUGAUACACGGAAGCCUUCUGGAUUUGAAGUGUCUCCUAGCUCGUCCCCAACGACAAGUGAGGCGCUAGAGCUCCCCGAGAAGGACUCCCCUGUGAGGUCCAGCACACUUCACAGAGCAUCAAAGUUAGUGGAUUUGGGGAAGGAGAAAACUCCCUUCAGCUCAUCAACGCCCGCGCUGAAGGGCGCGGAGAAUGUUGCCAAUCAAAAGCGUUCGAGAAAACCAAUGAGCUCUGCCUCAUCCAUCAGUGGCUCUGACAAUCCGCCUCCCAAGAAAGCCGCGAUUACGAAGCCUCCACCAACAAGGAAGUCAAAAGCCGAACGACCAGCCACAACUCACGCUGAAAAGAGGGCCUCCUUUCGAAAUGCUCUCAAAAAGGGAUCCGGGACAACCCUCUCGAAUCUGUGGAACAAAGACUCUGCUACUGAAUCGUCGAGCAAAGCUAGCCCAUCGAAACCCCCCUGGCGUGUUCCGAAUCCAUCCACAAAAUCCCAUCUCCCUGUCCCACAAGGAAUCUCAAGCAUUAUUCCAGCCCGCGAUGCUCCUCGCCCACCACAGCAAGGGAACCCCAAUUAUUUCUCCUCGAGGGAUCUUGGUGUCAUGCAACCUGAUAUUCCUCGAAGCCCCUCGCGGGCGAGUUACUACUCUAUACAUGAACGACGACGUGACUCUGUUGUGUCUCAAACCGAUACAUAUUCGAUACACUCCGCUGACACUCGGCCGGGCUCACCAACUGCAUUUCGAACACAUCUGAAGGCCCAAAGUAGCCUGCUGCGAGCUCGAUCAGAAAAGAAUAUCGUUAAACAACAACAACCGACCUCACAAGUAUUGAACCAUCGACGAUCGAAGAGCCAUGUUCCAAGUAUCUACACUUUGAAAACCAACAACUCUGCAACUUCCCUCGUCCUUUCCAAUCCCUCGCGCCGUAGCGCCUUUGUCGACUCAGAAACCUUGGAGAGAUUGACGCAUACGGGAUUUGUUGACGGACUAUUCCCUCAGCAUCAUAUAGUUCGCAACAUUACACGUUUUGUGCGCUUUGCAUCAGCGUCAUACGGAGCUAGCUUCCUCCGCAUUAUGGGCAUCGCAACAUCUAAAUCUCCAGCUGUCAAGGAAAUCGACACCAAACAUCACCAUGAACACCACUCCUUCUCAACUCAUACACAACUUCCACCAGAUACGAUUCUUCUUUCAUCCUUCGUCGACCCACAGGGUGGUACGGACUCAUCCGGAAACACAAAUACUGGUAUUCCAAUGGUACAUUUCGUGUCGUUAGACCACGAAUCAAAGGCUGUCGUCUUGACUUGCCGCGGUACCCUUGGAUUUGAAGAUGUGCUAACAGACAUGACUUGCGAUUAUGAUGAGCUUUCCUACUGGGGAAAGUCCUACAAAGUCCACAAGGGGAUCCAUGCUUCUGCAAAGAGGUUGCUGGAUGGUGCGGGUGGAAGAGUCAUGGCCACCAUUGCUGCGUCAUUGGAGGAAUUCCCAGAUUAUGGACUGUUAAUGUGCGGCCAUUCUCUGGGCGGAGGAGUCACUGCUCUCUUGGCAAUCAUGAUAUCCGAGCCAUCUUCGGACCCAACCUCUAGUACUUUCUACACAUCUUCAGAUCACAGGCCUCCGCAGUUGAUGAUCACAAAUUCAGAGUCGGAAAAAGGAAGAGCUCCACUCCCAAGAGUGUCCCUGCCAUCAGGCCGACCGAUACACGUUUACGCCUAUGGACCUCCUGCCACUCUCUCCCCUUCACUCCGUCUUGCAACUCGCGGUCUCAUCACAACAAUUAUCAAUGGCCAAGACCUUGUGCCAUAUCUCUCACUAGGAGUUUUACAUGAUUUACAGGCUGUCGCACUAGCAUUCAAAACAGAUGAUUCAGGAGCAAAAGGCGAAGUCCGAAAUCGUGUUUGGGCAGGCAUCACAGGCACUUUCGCGGAUAAAUGGUACAGCAAUCGACCACCGGGCAUCGAAAACGAGGAAGACGAUCAGUGGGCUUAUUCUGCUCUGAAAGCAUUGCGCGCGUCCAUGCUAUCGGCGAAGCUUCUUCCUCCCGGCGAAGUCUUCAUUGUUGAGACAAUGCCUGUUCUGCAAAGGGAUGCAUUUCUCAAGGUUGGAGAAGAAGAAAGAGGUCUUGGGAGGCCUGCAACGAGGAGUGUGUUGAAGUAUAUACGGGAUGUGGAAAAGAGAUUUGGGGAGAUUAGAUUUGGUGGAGGCAUGCUACUUGAUCACAGUCCCGGUAGAUAUGAGGCGAGCUUGAAAGCUUUGGGAAGUGGAGUAUUAGGUUGAAUACACGUGUUUCCUCCCACGCUCUCUGGCUGAGUCUCGCCAUUUGACAUAUUGCGACUUGAGCACUCACUGGAAGAAAGUAGAAGCGUUAGAUGGAAAUACAAUCGCGUGUUCCUAGCCUUGGCUUCCAAAAACAGGAACAAUUAAUCUUGAUAAAGCCCCAACGCCACCUAGCUUUACAAUAAUUCAUCGGAGGAAACCUGACAUUAUUUUCGCAACUCGGGCAGAGAUUGUCUCACGCCUGGCAAACUGCUUAAAAAUCUACUUGCU